AAUUUUUUACGAAAUUGCGUAGUUGGGAAAUUAUUGUCGGUAACAUUGACAGUUGACCGAAACGUACGAUCUUCAGAGCCGUCAAAAACAAUCAAGAACUUGGAUAACAUUAGUUGAAAAUCAGAAAAUAGCUUUCCCUCAAAAAAUGCAAUAAAUAUUACUCAAUUCUUUAUCGCAACCACAAAAAUAUAAAAAUGGAGAAGCAACCCAAGCUUACAUUGCUAAAGAAACGUAAACGCAAAUCCAGCACAACCCUUGCAGCUGCCUCCGAGCCCAAAACACUAAAGAUUGGAACCCCCGAGACAACAAUCAAGGCAAAAACAGUAUCGGAAACUAAAAACAAAACUGUAAAACAAAAGAAAAAUGCAACGAAAAUUACUGAUGAUAUUAAAACUAUGGAAGACGCCUUUAAAAAGUAUCCAGUAUUACAAGAUAAUGAACUUAUCAGCAAAUUUCGUAAGGUCCCUUUAAACAACAAUCAGAAAGGCCGCAUUAGACAAGCUAUUAACUUACAACUGAAAGACUCAUCUGCUCAACUCAUCCCAGAUAUAAUACAUGGCAAGAUCCAAGCUAUAUUAAAACGAUCAAAAGAUCUUACUGAUUCAGAAAUACGGAGAGUCCGUAUUCUAUACAAUAUGCUGACAACAUCAGUACAGAAAGUUAUACAAAAAUCAGAUACUGAAUCAGAAAGUGUUGAGCCAAAAACAGUCUCAAAAGAAAAGAAGAAGAAAGAAAAGAAGGUCAAAGUGAAAGUGGAGGGUGAUUUGGAUGAAAAAGAAAACAAAGAAAAGAAAGAACAGUUGGUAAACAAACCCAGGGGGCCAAAACGUUAUGUGGUGUUUGUAGGGAACUUGCCACUUGAUAUUGAUAAGGAAAAGAUAAUGGAUCACUUCUCAGAAAUAAAUGAACAAAUCAAAGAUGUGAGACUACCCAAGCCACUUGAGGGAAGGAAAAGUGCCAUAGCAUUCAUAGAGCUCAGCAAUGAACCCAGUUAUGAGAUAGCAUUGUCCAAACACCACUCUAUGAUGGGCAACAAGAGAAUAAAUGUUCUCUACACUGCACAACAGAACAGUAAAAUCAGUAAAGCUGAAGCUAAGAGCAAAUCCGCGAAACUAAUUGCACUUCAAAAGUCCGGAAAACUUUUAGGAAGCGUGCCUUUAAAUAAGAAGAGGAGUCAACGACGCAAGAAGAUGAAGGCUGCGCAAGCCAGGGAAGCAGCGGCAAGCGCGUAAUAUAGAACUUAACAUAUUACCUUAUGAAUAAAGUUAAAAUAGUAUACUAUGUUUUUUUUUUAUCAUGUUAUAUUAACCCUAAGAGUCUAUUAAAGCUUCAGUCUAUGA
This is a messenger RNA of Manduca sexta (tobacco hornworm), 1340 nucleotides long. Its product is annotated as DNA ligase 1. Lineage: Eukaryota; Metazoa; Arthropoda; Insecta; Lepidoptera; Sphingidae. Gene Ontology annotation, molecular function: RNA binding. The record is from RefSeq and is a predicted model, not a curated record. Bases 195 to 1232 code for a protein of 345 amino acids. The transcript has 6 exons.